AUGUUUGCUGCAGCUUUCACUGUCCCGGGUGGAAACAAUCAAGACAGUGGAGUUCCACUCUUUUUGCAUGAUUACACAUUCAAUAUAUUCAUCAUAGCUGAUGCAAUAUCUUUUUUUACUUCUUCCACUUCAGUACUUCUCUUUAUUGGAAUUCUCACGGCUCUCUAUGCUGAAAAGGAUUUCUUGAAGUCCUUGCCACUCAAGUUACUUUUUGGUCUCAUCGCACUUUUCUUCUUUGUUAUGUCCAUGAUGGUUGCCUUCUAUGCUUCUCUUGCCAUGAUCUUAAAGGGACAUCAGGGAGUUAUAAUAACAGCUAUGUCAUUUGUUAGUAUUCCGGUUAUUGUUCCUGUUCCUUCGCAGUUGAGACUCUUCAUUGAGAUUUUUAAGUCAACAGUAUUAUCCAAUUGA
Molecule: messenger RNA, 408 nt
Organism: Lathyrus sativus (Indian pea)
Lineage: Eukaryota; Viridiplantae; Streptophyta; Magnoliopsida; Fabales; Fabaceae
Source: the annotation of a GenBank genome assembly